Messenger RNA from Fomitopsis serialis, 1323 nucleotides. RefSeq lists its product as uncharacterized. The transcript has 9 exons. Lineage: Eukaryota; Fungi; Basidiomycota; Agaricomycetes; Polyporales; Fomitopsidaceae. Bases 1 to 1323 code for a protein of 440 amino acids. The record is from RefSeq and is a predicted model, not a curated record.
AUGACUCACAGCAGGAUGAUGAUGGCGAGGAACCGGAGCCCCGGGGCGGCUGUGAUGACCUCGAAUCAGAGGUUUUCAAAUCGUGAUGAUCAUGGGUUGGCGGGAGAUGAUGAAGCUCAAGCUAGCAUCCGCCCUCCGCGGUUCCGGUCGAAGAACGCAGGAUCUCGGUCGUCGAGCGUCACAUCGUCUCUUCCCAUUGACCCUCCGACUACUGAUACUGAUGAUGCGGAAACGCAGCACAGCAUGGCCGACAACGAGUCGGAAGACGAUAGUCCCCAGGCCGUGCCGCGUCACCGCUCCGAGUCAUCAGAGCCCGAUCUCAAUGACGGCUCUCGCUAUGCUGUUCAGAAUCGCCAAGGUCUAUCAGACGAUGGGUCGGAUAUGGAGAUGGCGGAGGUUGUUGUUCGCUCUAAACCACGACCGUUGACGAAGAAUCAGCGGAAGAAGCUCAAGGACGAGAUGCCCGAGAUUCGCGAAGCCAAAAUAAAGGCUCCCCAUGCAAGCCAAGUUGACGAGGACAAUACUGUGGUCUGGCAGUCCCACACGGAGAUUGUGCUCAAGCAUGGAGGUGUCAAGAGUAUGAAGAUCGAUUUGAAGCCACAAAACGCAGACGUCCGGCAGCUCAUUCAUGAGAGCUAUCCGAUUGGCGAUCAACUUCUUGUGUUCGGACACGAAGAUCAGCCGCUCAAGUUCUCGGAGCUCAAGAUAAUGGAGACACCGAUGCAGAAGGAAUGCGUCGACAAGAUCGCCUUCAAAGCAUUGGUCAAGGCUGCAGACAAGCUCCGGUUUGAUGGCGAAGGUGUCUCACCGCCUGCUUCUCAACCGAACAUCAAUGAAGAAAGCCCUUACGCUGGAGGCGGCCCCAAUGAGGCUGCAUUGCUCACGGACAUGAGGUAUAUCUAUCCAUGGACUGAAGAGGCUGGCUUCGAUCAAAAUGCACCCUACGAAAAUCCGGUCAUUAUUCCAGCUGUGCACGCAGCAUUCUUCAUGUCUACGCCCAACUACGGGAUUAGCUUGCUUAGUAAUGGCGACAACUUCAAGUCCUCGAACGUGCUGACUGCAUCUGAAUACGAGAUUCCGCCAAGAAUGCUCGCAUUGACUAUGACAGCGGUUGAGGCAGUCGUCUCCGAUCACAAGCUGAAGUUACAGAAACCCAUGGAAUUCGGACCAGCCAAUGCGUCGACGUAUCGAGAGCAUAUGAUACGACUCGCUGACUUCCGCCAGCAAAAGCCGAAUCGCUAUCAUCGGGUGAUGCACAAUAUCUUCAAGGCUGUGGUGUGCGAUCGCUUCAUCUUCUUGUGGAUGCAUUUCACUGACUCGUAG